Molecule: messenger RNA, 5310 nt
Organism: Silurus meridionalis
Lineage: Eukaryota; Metazoa; Chordata; Actinopteri; Siluriformes; Siluridae
Gene: cdk13
Product: cyclin-dependent kinase 13
Exons: 14
Coding region: 906-4970 (1354 amino acids)
Biological process (GO): positive regulation of transcription elongation by RNA polymerase II; protein phosphorylation; transcription elongation by RNA polymerase II
Cellular component (GO): cyclin/CDK positive transcription elongation factor complex; nucleus
Molecular function (GO): cyclin-dependent protein serine/threonine kinase activity; ATP binding; RNA polymerase II CTD heptapeptide repeat kinase activity
Source: RefSeq, a predicted model, not a curated record
UGUAUUGCAAGGUUUACGCACUUCAGAGAAGUUCCUAAGUGCCAGGCUAGCACCUCUGUCAUGAUUGAAGGCCCUUUUCUAGUACACUCACAGAGAGAGGCCUAGUGGUAACGUUUUGUCAACGCCAGUUUCGCUACACACACAUACAGAAAAGCAGACUUUUGUAGUAAUUGUAUUGUACGACAGCGACCUAAAAAAUGUACCAGACCUUCCACUGUUUCUAUGAACCAACUCAAAGUACGUAUCUGUAAGCAGCAUUUGUUGUUGUGUUUUUAUUUGUAGGCACAUCGUUGAAUCUGCUGAUAAGGAAACGUAAGCUGGAUAGCGAGGAUGAGCUUAGCCUAGCGGAGCUACUUCCGUGUUGGUGAGAGUCGGUGUAGUGUGAGGGCAGAAAAGGGGCCAGAAGUUUGACUCGGAAAGAUUUUUCCUUCUUUUUUGCGUGUUUUUUUUCACGGCUCGUAUUUUUUUUGACUACCACUCGAGCACAGACUCUUGUUCAGCAUGAAGAGACGGUGAAAACUCCGGGGGACGAGCUGAAGGAGAAGGAGGAUGGUUCUUCAUGCGGUGGUUCACUAAAAGUCAGCUAGUCAGAUGCUAAGCUAAUUCCAGGUUGCCGGCUAACACAUGCUGGAAUGCUCCUCAUCGGAUCACGGAGAUUCCGUCUCGGCUUUCGGGCCAUUUAAAGAACAAAUUCUUCCCACAGAUUGUUCGUACUGAUGCAGUGGAUCGGUUUGUGUGCAGGAGAGACGAAACCCGCGGCUCCAGGAGACCGCUUCAGCUAGCUCCGUCGGCUAGCUUUACAGCUAGCGACCAGCUCUAUUUGUUUCAAAUGUUUUGCUUUGUUUUUGCCGGGGACCGGUCCGCUGGAGACGAGCCUUUAAGAACGGGGAUAUACACAUUCAUCCAUGCCUAAUCCGGAGAUUUCGCACGACGCCCGGGGCCGGAGCCCUUCGGCACAAAGGAACCGCCGACACGAGAGGCGGAGGAAAGCUCCAGGGAGCACCGGCGCUAGCGAGAACGCCGCCCGACGCGAGAGGCACCGGGACGUGGAGCGGCGCGCGUCGGCGUCGCGACGCAAGAGGCGCAACAAGCACGGCAGGGAGCGGGAAGCGCGGCGCUCGCCCGCCAAGCUGGACGGGAACGUCCACGGGCUGGCGGUGGAGUACGACGACGUGAGUUCGCAGUCGGAGCGUUUCUCGGCCAGCCCCUCGCCUAGAGCGGAGCAGUGGUCCGAGCUGGCCGAGUUGCGAGACAGCGACGUGACGCCGGUAAGAAAAACGCGCCGUGAGCCCGACUCCUCGGGGGGCCGACAGGACAGGGACCCGAAACUCAAGGAGAAAAAAACGGAGCGUGAGAAGGACGCACUGUCCAGGUCGCGGGAUCAGACCAGGAACCACGACAGCAACGGCAAAAAGUCGUCUGCGGACAACAAACGCGAGGCCAAGCGGCACAAGAGCCGAACCAAGUCGGAAAAAGAGACCCCGUCCGCGUACCGAGACACGCCGCAGGCCUACCGGGACGAGCGCGACGAGCUCCGGUCCUACCGCAGAAGCCCUGGCUGUAAUAAAACCGAGAGUCCGUACUCGUCGUACCAGUACGGAUACCAGUCUCCGAGCUACAACCAGUUUUCGAACUACGGGAGUAAGAAACAGUCACCGAGCUCGACCUACUACGGGCGGGAUGCGGACUCGUACGGCGGCUACAGCGCGACCAAGUCGCCUUCGGCCAAACGGAAGCGCUCGCCGGGGAGCCCGUACGCGUGGCGUCGCACCCCGAGUCCAUACGAAGCGUGGGAGCACACUUCCAGCCCGUACAGCCGAAAACGCUCCCGGAGCCCGUACAAGAAAUCAGUCAGCCCCAGUCCAGAGCAGAGGCGUCCGGCGAAAUCGCGAUCACGCAGCCCAUACACGUCAUCACGGCGUUCACGUUCUCGUAGUCGUCACCGUCAUUCACGUUCUCACUCGCGACCCUCCAGCCUUUCACCCAGCACCCUUACGUUCAAAAGCAGCCUGGCUGCUGAGCUCAGCAAGCAGAAGAGGGCGAAGGCUGCUGAGGCUGCACGUGCCAAGAGCUCCAGCAAUGCAUCAACACCAACCAAGGGCUCAUCAUCCUCUUCCACCGCACCCCAGCCAAGCCCCAUCACCAAUCACACAGUGAAGAAAACACGGCCCCCGUCUCCCCCUCCGCCGGCAAUUGAAAAAGGCCCCAAAAGCCCUGCAUCAAAUCAGCCACAGUCCCCUGUCGACAAGACCACCAAAAGCAGCUCAGAGGUGCCUCCGUCUGUCAGGGUGAAGGAGGAGAAGAGGAAAGGACAAGCUGCUCAAGGGAAGGAGAAGGAAAAAACAAAUGCCCCAGUGUCCUCACUGUCAUCUUUGCCUCUGCCCAACCUUUUAGACCACAUAGAUGGAACUGAUAGCUUGAAGAACUCUACACUCUCAGGGAAGAAGAAACCAGAAAAGAAAACACGCCACCUCCUGGCUGAUCUCCCGCUCCCUCCUGAACUCCUCGGCAGUACGCUCGGUUCACCUCAUAGCCCACCAGAGGAGAAAAAGACCGCCACGUUAAGAAGGAGACCAAAAAUAUGUGGCCCACGCUUCGGUGAGAUUAAGGAGACGGAGAUCGAUUGGGGAAAGCGAUGUGUGGACAAGUUUGAAAUCAUUGGGAUCACUGGAGAAGGUACCUAUGGACAAGUGUACAAAGCCAAGGAUAAAGAUACAGCUGAGAUGGUGGCUCUGAAAAAAGUGCGAUUAGACAACGAGAAAGAGGGCUUUCCCAUCACGGCUAUCAGGGAGAUCAAGAUCCUGCGGCAGCUCAACCACAAAAGCAUCAUCAAUAUGAAGGAGAUUGUCACAGAUAAAGAAGAUGCUCUGGACUUCAAGAACGAUAAAGGGGCAUUUUACUUGGUGUUUGAGUAUAUGGACCAUGACUUGAUGGGGCUUUUGGAGUCUGGCCUAGUCCAUUUUAACGAGAGCCACAUCAAAUCCUUCAUGCGGCAGUUGCUGGAAGGUCUGGAUUACUGCCACAAGAAGAACUUUCUGCACCGAGACAUCAAGUGCUCCAACAUUCUGCUCAAUAACAAGGGCCAGAUAAAGCUGGCGGAUUUUGGAUUGGCUCGACUCUACAACUCCGAGGAAAGUCGGCCCUACACCAAUAAGGUGAUCACUCUGUGGUACCGUCCACCUGAGCUUCUGCUUGGGGAAGAGCGAUACACACCAGCCAUUGAUGUGUGGAGCUGCGGGUGCAUUCUGGGUGAACUCUUCACCAAGAAACCUAUUUUUCAAGCCAACCAAGAACUGGCACAGUUAGAGCUAAUUAGCCGUAUCUGUGGCAGUCCUUGUCCCGCUGCGUGGCCCGACGUCAUCAAACUGCCGUACUUCAACACCAUGAAACCAAAGAAACAGUACAGACGCAGGCUCCGUGAAGAGUUUGCUUUUAUUCCUCUAACAGCCCUGGACCUGUUUGAUCACAUGCUGGCUCUGGAUCCUAGUAAGCGUUGUACCGCAGAACAGGCGCUCCUCAGCGACUUCCUCAGAGAUGUGGACCCAACUAAGAUGCCUCCACCAGAUCUCCCUCUGUGGCAGGAUUGUCACGAGCUGUGGAGCAAAAAACGUCGGCGGCAGAAGCAGAUGCCAGAAGAACUCGCUGCUCCAAAAGUUCCACGGAAAGAGCUGGGACUAGACGACAGCCGCAGUAACACGCCUCAGGGUUUCCCUUCUGCUGGAGGACACAAAGGGCCCAGUGCCACUGCGGCUGCCAUGCUGGACCCCAAAGGCCCUACUUCCCAGCUGACCCAGGAGCAGUUGGCAGUACUUUUAAACUUGCUCCAGUCUAAGAGCACCCCAGCGGGACCUCUGCAGCUCUCCCAGGCCGCGGGCCUCAAGUUAAACUCAGAAGCACUGCAGCACCUAGCGAAGGCUCUUCUCCCAGGGGCAGCUGAGCCAGAGAGACCACCAGAACCUCCUGUUCCUGCCCAGUCGCAGUCCAAAGCCCCCAAACCCCCACUCCCUCUUCCAGCAGUGGGCGGGGCACCUCGAACCCCACCGCUUCCCAAGCCUCCAUCACCCCCCACUCCUCAGCAGCAGGGUAAACACGAUGGAGACGUCUCUGCCACAGCUACGCAAACAGCCGUUACUAUGCUGCUCGCUCAGUUUCUCAAGGUCCAGCAGGGGGCAGAAGUGCUCGGAACAGAGGGGGCGGAUACAACCGUUUCGACAGCGGCAGGGACGGCUGCUGCACCGCUCCCCCCCACAGAGAUAAAACUGCCACCAGAGCCUAGCCCUGUCUCACCAGCGACUGAGGGGAACGGAUCAUCCUCCAGAGCUCCUGAGCCUAUCUCCAUUUUGCCUCCUGAUCAGAGGCCACCAGAACCCCCAGAACCUCCUCCGUGUGCAGACCUGGACUAUCGGCAAGCCCCUGAAAGCCAGACUCUCCUCUCCUCUUCCUGUUCCACUUCCGCAUCUUUAGGAGAAGCGGCACGGCCGCCUGAGCCUGAAUAUCCUCCUCCUCCUCCACCAAGAAGCCACUUGCCUCCUCCACCCUUUCCCCCAACAGGCUUCGGAGAAAGCUACCUCAGCCACAUGAUAGGUGGAGGAAUACCCCCUCAUGCGCAUGCCCACGCCACAUCCUCUGCCCCAGUGCCCUUCCCUCAUGGAGCAGCACCGGGUGGCAGCACGAGUGGAGUUUCUGCAGGAGCCAGUGGCAGCAUGGUAUUUAGUGGAGACAAGGACCAUCGCUUCGAGUAUAAUCAUAGUCCAAUACCCAUAGAGGGCACCUCCCACCCCUCUAGUAUACAUCUCUACAACCCUGCUAUUGGGCAGAAGGACGGAGGAGCGCCACCUCCUUCAGUUCCGCCACCUCCCCCAGGCCAAGUGUGGGGCUCCCCAUCACAGUCUGGGGCUCCACCCCUUCCUCUUGGGUACGUCCCCCAUUUGAAUACUGCAGCACUACGGGGCAGAGGACUUCCAUAUUGAUCGGCUCCCAGAUACGGGAGGCACCACGCAGUGACAGAUGUGCACCUCAGAAAAGGACGACUGUAACGAGAGAAGCAGUUGCAAUUAAUCAUGCCAGCACUGAGUGCAUCACAGAGGCACACUUAAUUUGUAAUAAUUCUAAUUGUGGAUGCAGGCAGGCAUUUUGUUAGAGUAUUGUGGCUUGAGCUACAGCUGAAGGGGUAUGAGAUGAGAGGGAUUCCUUUUUUUUUUUUUUUUCUUUCUCCUCACCCAUUUUUUUCUAUUAGUUACCCCUCUGUAUGAUUUGGUAAAUCUAUCAAACUGCUGUCUUUUAAAUAAAAUCUGAUCUUUUUUGAGUGUA